This is a messenger RNA of Mercurialis annua (annual mercury), 1238 nucleotides long. RefSeq lists its product as uncharacterized. Lineage: Eukaryota; Viridiplantae; Streptophyta; Magnoliopsida; Malpighiales; Euphorbiaceae. Gene Ontology annotation, cellular component: plasma membrane. Gene Ontology annotation, biological process: membrane assembly; phospholipid homeostasis; regulation of membrane lipid distribution. The transcript has 3 exons. The record is from RefSeq and is a predicted model, not a curated record. Bases 276 to 1082 code for a protein of 268 amino acids.
GUUUGUUCAUUUGUAAUCGCAGACAACACUGCACGCUGUGCCGUACUGCCGUUUUACACAUAUGACAUAACAGAGAGUGUGCCGUGUGCGACUGCGGGCAGCAAAAGCAAUCUUAAGAUUCUAAAUUGGGAAGCACCCCUUCAAAACUACCAACGACCAUAUAAAAACAGUUAACUUAGCAAACCAAAAAAAACUAAACUCUUUCCAAUCAUUAGUUUGCUGGCUCCGUUUAUUGCGGUGUAGAGAGAGCAAAUCGCAGUCCCACACUAUUGGAAAUGGCGAGGAAUCAAAAUGAGAGCAAUAAGAGAGCAGGCACCUUCUUUGUAGCGACUCUUAUCCUGUGGUUUACAUCAGUUCUGUUUGAGAUACUCUUCAAUAAACGCAGAGAGCUGUCUUGGAUCAUCGCCGGAACUUUCUUCUUCCAAAUUGCCAAUUGGGCUAUUCGAUUUCUCGUCUCUCGUGACCCUCUCUUUGUCAAUACUUCAGUUUCUUUACUCCACUCCACUAUUACCUCUGUUUCAGUCGUAUUCAUUGUAGUUCACCAGUUUCUAAGAGAUGGUUCGAGUGGGAUGUUUGAGCAUUCACAGCUCAUCGGAGGUACUUGGCAGUGGGCAUACCCUACUUUGUGUUUCUCAUGUGGUUAUUUUGCUUAUGAUCAGUUGGAUAUGCUGCUUUAUCGAUUAUACAGUGGCUUGAUCCCUUCCAUACUCAUGCACCAUCUCAUACUUCUCAUUUGCUUUACGCUCGCUUUAUAUCGGAAUGUCACCGUCAACUACCUUAUUCUCACCCUGAUUUGUGAGUUGCAUUCGAUCUUCUUACACGUGAGGAAAGUGCGACGGAUGGUUGGUAUUCGGGAUACCGAGAGCAAAAGAGUGAAGUUAGAAUGGGUACUUAAUUGGGGAACUUUCAUUUUUGCAAGAUGUUUAUGUCACACCCUAAUCACGGUCAAGCUACUUAGAGAUGCUUCCAAGUUUGAAAAAGGUGUAGAAUUGCCACUUGCUUUAUUUGGAAUGGCUGGAAUGAAUUUUCUGAAUGUUGGUCUUGGGAUUGAUCUAUUGAAAGCUUUUAAAAGAGAGAGAUAGGCUUUGAUAAGUAAUCAUAAUCGUCAUGAAUAGCAAAAAGAAGAUGGAAUUAAGUGUAUCUUAAUUUGUUAUUUGUUUGUUUAAAUUGUUAUAUCGUACUACUAUAUUUCUGUAAUUUUCAUCUAACGUAAGAAAUGAGCAUAGUAAUUAGAAGAA